Messenger RNA from Drosophila kikkawai, 2775 nucleotides. RefSeq names its product partner of drosha (gene pasha). Gene Ontology annotation, biological process: primary miRNA processing. NCBI's taxonomy places the organism in Eukaryota, Metazoa, Arthropoda, Insecta, Diptera, Drosophilidae. The record is from RefSeq and is a predicted model, not a curated record. Gene Ontology annotation, molecular function: double-stranded RNA binding; identical protein binding; heme binding. Gene Ontology annotation, cellular component: microprocessor complex.
CGUUAUCGAAUACUCCACUAUCGAAUACUCGAUAGUUUAUGGCUCUUGAAAUCGAUAGGCGAUAGGCGCGAUAAACGCGUCUUGCAAAUUUUUGGUAAAACAAGAAAAUCUGUGAUUUUAAUAAUUUAACGCUACACAAGCCAGUACACAGUGCACACUAGCUCCGAAUAGCUCCGGAACUAUAACAUCUUGCACCUACAGUUAACCAGAGCUUGCAAAGCUUCUGUGCCUUGUCGUCACGUGCGGCAUUUGCACAAACUUGGCAUUUGUGGUUUUAUUGUUCUUGCCUCCAAGGACCUUGAAGGAGUGCCUGUGCCUUGGUAGCUACUUUUGCCCUGGGAUUUUGUCAAGCAAACGGGACAGAAUCCAUCGCGAAAGACGCAGCCUAAGAGCCAAACAGAGACAAAAAACACAACCGUAAGAAUCGCGAGUGGGAAAGAGUGGGACGCGGUGUAUCCGGCGCGGGGCUUCUGGCUUAACCAAUGUGGCACUUCCAAUGAGGAAUCAAUUGCAAGUCGUUGGAUGCUCUCAGUAUUGGUUAUUGGCGAGAUUGGCCCCCAGGCAGCUAUAGUUGUUGUUCCGCUUAGUCCGAGUAAUUUUCCCCCAAUUUAGUUGUCGCACCACUCGUAAAUGUCGGAGGCGGUAGAGACCAAGCCUGCGGUGGCUACAUUUCCAAAGGAAACCACCGGACAGCCACCAGUUUGCAAGCGGCCACGGCUGGAGGAUGAGGAACAGGAGCUCAAGGUGGCUGGGUUCUCGCUGAGUGCCAUCGAGGAGAUGCGUCAGACGCGGGACAAUGAGCUCCAGAGCGAGCCCAUGGACCAGCAGCUCCGGCAGUUUCAAGUGCUCGACGAGGUUGGCUAUGCCAGUGAUGAGGCUGAUGAUUCAGAUGCCAGCGACAAGUACGCAGGUGAAGAUGGCGAGGACGAAGAGGAGCCGGCCGAUGGCGAGGGCGAGGAAUAUGACUCUUCCGAAUUCGAUGACGAGGAGAUCGAGAACCUGCUGGACGAGAAGCUGCCCGACGAACUGCGCGACUCCAAGCGACCCAAGUACGAACAGCGUUUCAAGACUGUGCUCGAGGAGAAGCGCCUCAAUCACUUUGAGGUGUUGCCAGAGGGCUGGGUGCAGGUGACCCACAACAGCGGCAUGCCGCUCUUCCUGCACCGCAAGACACGCGUCUGCAGUGCCUCAAGGCCUUACUUUCUGGGCACGGGCAGUGCCCGUAAACAUGCUGUGCCCUUGGGAGCUAUACCCUGCUUGAACUAUCGCAGAGCUCUGGAGGAGGAAACCGAGGCGGAACAGAGGAAGCCCACAGAGGAGUCUGCGGCGCCAGUGGGCGUGUGUCCCAUAACAGGGGCCACAGCCACAGAAGCAGCUCCAGCUAAAGUCAUGGAUGGCAAGGAAAACGUAGCAGAAGAUGUCGAUAUGAAACCCGAUGGCUUGACAGCUCACAUGCCAGCCGCCAAAAUAGUCACCGUGAACGAGAACACACAAAAGGAGUCCAUAACCCCAGACCAGCUGAACAGCUAUUGCCAAAAACUCUUCAAAUUCAAGGUGAUUCGUGUGCUGCGAUUCCGGAGCUGGAAUGCUCGUCGCAAGUUCAUCAAAAACCGCAAGCACAUAAAGAAUAUCCAAAGGCCCACGCUGCCCGACGGCACCAAGCUGAUCAAGUUCCCCAUUUUGGCCGCCUCCGGCGACGGCGGAGCCAUGAAUCCGCGUGGCCGCAAAGAGUGGAUCAUGAAUCCCAAUGGCAAGAGCUUCGUGUGCAUACUGCACGAGUAUGUGCAGCAUGCUUUGAAGACCCAGCCCACGUACGAGUUCAAGGAGUUGCAGAAUGCAGCAACUCCCUAUUCGGCCACCGUUUCGGUGAAUAAUCUCAAGUACGGCACUGGCUAUGGGACCAGCAAGAAGCAGGCCAAGUCGGAGGCGGCUCGCGAGACCCUGGAGAUACUCAUACCCGAUGUCAAGGACAAGAUAACGGGCAACAAGGACCAGAAGAGCGGCAGUGCCAAGAAGGCGCAGAGCGAUUUGUCUGUUUUUGACGACAUUCGCAUUGAGGAUCCGCGGGUCACCGAGUUUUGUAAUAAAACCACAGAGCCAUCGCCUAAUGCCAUAUUGCUGACGUGCCUGCAGCGCAACUACGGCAGCGAUGUCCAGAUCAGCCAGGAGAUCAAUCGGACGCCGAACAACAAGAAUGAGUUCACCAUGACUGUGGGAAAGCACACCGCCAAAGUGGUGUGCAAGAACAAGCGCGAGGGCAAGCAGCUGGCCUCCCAGGCGAUCCUUCAGAUCUUGCAUCCUCACAUCAUGACCUGGGGCUCACUGCUCCGGUUGUAUGGCAACAACUCCAUCAAGACCUUCAAGGAAAAGAAACUGGAGGAACAGGAGAUCACCGUGCUGCAGAGCAAGGCUGCUGUGAAUCAACCCAACUAUGCCAUUCUGGACAAGCUGAAAUGCGAGAUGCUAAAGCUGUGCGCCAAGCAGGAGAGCGUCCUCACCAAAGGCACCUUUGUCCCGCCCAGCGACGUCGAUCUACCCACAUCUUCGGGCUCCAAUCUAAACAAUGUCGAGCUUUAACUCAAUUCUCUCUACACUUCAUUUGUGACAAAUAAUUAUUAGAUUUUUUCUCUAGAGGCAAUAACGAACUGACUUUACACGGCCUUAAGUAUCGCAGCAUUAGUAGCAUGUCAUUUUCCAUAUAUAUUAUUAUAAGCUUCAGUUUGGAGGAAGGGUUAAGAACGUUGCUUAAAACUAAAUAAAUUACAUUCAAAAUAA